GACAGGACAGUGCAGUACUGAUGCCGAUAGUGUAUAUUAUAUAGUUCCCGGAUGUGCCGCUGGGGGCGCUGUGUGGAGCUGUAGUUCCCCGGGGGUGCCGCUGGGGGCGCUGCAGUGCAGGAGGCAGAACUGGGGUGAGUGCGGCUGCAGGCUGAGAGUGGGUACAGUGAUGAUUCUGGAGGUGUGUCUUCGCAGUAAACAGCAGGUGCUGCGUGUGAUUGGCCGACAGCUGGUCCGGAGCAGUUCGUCCAGUGCCCCGCUGAGUCGGACCGAGCUGGACGAUGUCCCGCCAACCGCCCACCCGCUGUUCUCCCACGCCGCCAUCGGCAGCUUCUUCCAGGAGCAACCGCUGCUCAAGAACCCCUUUACCCAGGAUGCACUGCUGCGGGCGUACCUGCGAAGGCACCUGCCCGUACAGGACGUGGAAUCGGACCUUCGGUUGUUCGGGGAGCGAGUAGCAGAUGAGAUUGAUGAUCUGGGGCGCCAGUGUGAGCAGAAUCCCCCCCGGCUGCAGCAGUAUGAGGCCUGGGGGCAGAGAGUCGACCGCAUCAUCACUUGCCCCGCCUGGACACUCAUGAAGGAGAUCUCGGCUCAGGAAGGUCUGGUCGCAGCGGGAUACGAGAGACGUUACGGGGAGUGGAGUCGCGUGUAUCAGAUGAGUAAGCUGUACCUUUACGCUCCAUCUGCUGGACUCUACAGCUGUCCACUCGCCAUGACUGACGGCGCCGCUAAAGUUAUAGAGUCUUUGGGAAUGCCUGCUAGAGAAGCAUUUGAACGCUUGACGUCGAGAGACGAGAAGCAGUUCUGGACAUCGGGACAGUGGAUGACCGAGAGGAGAGGAGGCUCAGACGUCGCAAACGGGACGGAGACGGUUGCCAGGCGACAGGAGGACGGACACUUCCGGCUGCAUGGAUUUAAGUGGUUCACCUCAGCGACUGACGCCGACUUCACACUCACACUCGCUCGCAUUGCCGACAGCAGGGGACACACCACGCCGGGCAGUCGGGGCGUGUCUCUGUUCUGCGCGGAGGUCUGGGGUUCUGAUGGACGAACCAACGGGAUCCAGAUCCAGAGACUGAAGGACAAACUGGGGACCAGACAGAUGCCCACUGCCGAGCUGCUGCUGGACGGCAUGCAGGCACAACUGUUAUCGGCUGAGGGAAGGGGUGUGGCCUCCAUAGCUAACAUGCUAACGCUUACUAGGAUCCACAACACAGUGUCAGCUGUAGCGGCGAUGAGGAGGAUAGUGCAGCUGAGUCGGGAAUACUCUAAUAAACGCUCCGUAUUCGGGAAACUGCUGAAGGAUCAUCCACUGCACGUCCAAACCCUCACCAGACUGGAGGUGGAGACCCGUGGUGCAUUCCUGAUGCUGAUGGAGGUGUGUCGUCUGCUGGGUCGAGAGGAAACGGGCGGAGCUUCAGAGAGAGAAUCACACCUACUCAGACUGCUCACACCUGUAGUCAAACUCUACACCGGCAAACAGGCGGUUGCUGUGGUAUCUGAGGGUCUGGAGUGUUUCGGGGGUCAGGGUUAUAUAGAGGACACUGGACUACCGGGUAUGCUGAGAGACGCACAGGUGUUGAGUAUAUGGGAGGGGACGACUAAUGUCUUGUCUCUGGAUGUCCUGCGCUCUGUGUCGAAGUCGGGAGGUCGGGUUCUGCAGGCGUUCUUCUUGGAUGUGGAGGAGCGUCUGCGGUCGGCCGGUCCCGCUCUGGCUCCUGCUGUAGAAGCUUUAGGCUCCUCCCUCUCGGCUCUCGCCAAGUUCAUCCAGAAAACAGCAACUCAGAACCCAGAGAAACUGGAGCUCGCCGCCCGCGACCUGGCAUACAGCCUGGCACGCAUCUACAUGGGAGUGUUGUUAGUGGAUCAUGCGUCGUGGGAUGAAGCUUCAGACGCUGAUGUCUAUGCUGCCCUGAGGUGGUGUGAGCGUGACCUUUGCCCGGUGGUGAGCGUUGAUGCCCGGGGCGGGUACAGUGCCGAGGCUACAGCUACAGACCGAGCACUGCUGUACCAGGGCCUGGAGGAUACCACCUAAACACACACACAGGCUCGUUUUACUGUUCCUGUGAGGACCUUCCAGAGACUAAAUUACAUCAGCCUUAUCUGUAACUUUAUACAGAACUUCACAUUUACGAUUAUUUCGUUAUUUUUCACUACUUUAAGAAACGUCCCCCAAAAACCAUCAAAUCAUGACUUACUACUGUCUCUAUAACGACACCCGGUCCUCACAAAUAUAGAAAACCCAAACUCUCUGUCAAGGUUUUUAAUAAUAGAGUGAGAUCCAGGUUCUCUGGUAUAUUUACAGCAUAUUUAUCAGCGAUGCAGAACCAUAAAUACCAUAACCUGCAUUAUAUAAUAAAUACAGUCAGAUACUGUUCACAUAAACGUGCCUUUUGUUCAUAAAACUGAUGAAUAAAAUGAUUAUUCUAAUUAAAAACUGAUUAUUAGAAACACUGCUGUCUGUAUUCAGUUUAUUAAUAAUUAAACUGAAAUAUUACAGCAGAAAUCCUGAUUAUACUGCAGACAGGAAAAGAGAAGCAGUGUGUGAAUGGAGUUAUAAUAUAUGUAUAUAUAUACACAGUUUAUACUCUAAACAUACUCUAAACAUAUAUGCUAAUGUGUGUAAAAUAAUAAUAAUUAUUAUUAUAAUAUAAACACUGGUAUAAAAUGAGUGUGUAUAGAUUAAGUAUUAUAUUUGUGUCAGUAAUAAAUGUUUUUACAGUAUUUUUUAGUGAUAUUAAGUGAAAUAAAAGUGUGAUUACGAGAAA
Molecule: messenger RNA, 2768 nt
Organism: Astyanax mexicanus (Mexican tetra)
Lineage: Eukaryota; Metazoa; Chordata; Actinopteri; Characiformes; Acestrorhamphidae
Product: acyl-CoA dehydrogenase family member 11-like
Exons: 15
Coding region: 170-2035 (621 amino acids)
Molecular function (GO): oxidoreductase activity, acting on the CH-CH group of donors
Source: RefSeq, a predicted model, not a curated record